AUGCAUGGUGGAGGUGGUCCGGGUGGAGGUGGCGGUCCAGGAGGAGGAGGACCUGGUGGAUGGGGUGGAGGUCCUGGAGGACCGGGAGGGCCUGGUGGAUGGGGCCCUGGUCCGGGAGGACCUGGUGGAUGGGGCCCUGGUCCAGGAGGGCCUGGAGGUCCAGGAGGACCAUGGGGUCCUGGCCCGGGUGGACCAUGGGGUCCUGGGCCUGGCGGACCUUGGGGUCUGGGAUUCUUUGGCGGGUUUGGCAAUGGCCUAUGCGAUAUGAUAUCUUCUUGCUUCUACUGCUUGUGCUGCUGUUGCUUGCUAGAUGAAUGCUUUGGUGGACCUCGUGGUGGAUAUGGACCUCCUGGAGGACCUGGAGGACCUCCUCCUCCGUUCUGAUGAAGUUCAUUUGUUACUACUAUAUUGAGGUUGGCUGCAUCUAUAUUUCUAUGUAGUACGUAAUAAUCAAGAGCUCUAUAUAUAUAAUUACGAAGCUCUCCACUGGACGCAGCUUAUUAUCGCCACUUUGCAUUUUGAGUUUUUUUAAUGUCAGCUUAUUCUUACCACAUUUGUUAAUCUAGACUUCAGUGAAAGGUUGUGAGCUUCAUGCUGAAUGCUUCAGUGAAAGUGUAACGAGAACCUUGUUUACUUCCAAAUUGAAAUGAGAUAGACACUUGUUCACACCUGUAAUUAAUCCCUUUGAGAGAUGAUUUACUUGUUCAAUGAGCUCGUGGAGAAUGAUCUUAUAUUGAGCUAUAUAAGUACUGUCACUCGGUUGCGGGGUGGAUUUUUGUAUUUAUUCUUGAAUUAAAUGACUCGUUCAAAUGUUCAGAUUGUUUGUAGUCAUAUAUGUUGGAAUGGUAAGUAGCAAAAUAAGAUAAAUGGUCUGGUUUGACUUACAGUUACAAGUUUGAGUUCAAAGAAGUUGUUAGAAGUGUCUUGAUGUGGUGCUGGCAAUGGGAUUACAUAGGGGGUAAGCUAACUCAAGUUGGAUCAGGCUGAUCAGCCGAUCAGCUACAUCUGGAGUACUCUUAGAAAGUUCUUUUGUUUGCCAUUCUUAUUUUACUUGGCUACCUGUGUUUGCUACCUGUGGUGUUCCCAAUAUUGAAAUAAAAGGUCAGUGAUGGAUGGCAGA
Molecule: messenger RNA, 1120 nt
Organism: Argentina anserina (silverweed cinquefoil)
Lineage: Eukaryota; Viridiplantae; Streptophyta; Magnoliopsida; Rosales; Rosaceae
Exons: 2
Coding region: 1-384 (127 amino acids)
Source: RefSeq, a predicted model, not a curated record